Sporothrix brasiliensis 5110 is the source of this 1635-nucleotide messenger RNA. Its product is annotated as mitochondrial fusion protein. Bases 1 to 1635 code for a protein of 544 amino acids. The record is from RefSeq and is a predicted model, not a curated record. The transcript is spliced from 2 exons. NCBI's taxonomy places the organism in Eukaryota, Fungi, Ascomycota, Sordariomycetes, Ophiostomatales, Ophiostomataceae.
AUGGCGUCGCACGGCGAAGGGGUCAACCCCCUGCGGCCCUACUAUAUCCCACCGUCCAUUGGCGACGACCUCUACGACCUAAGCACCAACGCGACUGCAAACGCUGCGUCUCCUCCAUCCUAUGGCCGCCAGCUGCCUCACGGCAACGGCACCUCGCCCUAUUCGCACAAGGCGCGCGAUAUUUUUGCCGAUCUUGACUACAAGGAUUACCUUUCUGAGCCGUCGCCGUCCGUCGUGCAGUCUGCCAGGGAUGUCGUUGACGAGCUGCUCUGGCGCUACACAUCCGUGCUGAUGGCACAGCCAUUCGAGGUUGCAAAGACCAUUCUGCAAGUCCGCAGCCAAGCACCGCUAGAUGUCUUGGCACCCGAAUCGGCCCUGCCGACGCCCGUGGUCAAUACCGAGCAAGAGGCCGGCCGCCGGCAGCGGUCAUUUGGCUAUGAUGGCAGCACAGCAGACGACCCGUUCAGCAACCACUUUGCCGACGACGACUCCGAUCCCGACGAGCCCAGCUACUUUACCUCCAACGCCCCCAACACGUCAUCUCCUCUCUACCCAUUGCCGGCUCAGAGGCGCCGUGCUGCAUCGCCAUAUGCGACCUCGCCCGGUGGUACGGCUAGGACACCUGGCGGGUCUGCUAUGAAUGGGGCAUCUGUGGUUCUCGCCGAGAACCACCUGGUCCUCACCAAGCCCGACUCCAUCCUCGAGGUCAUUUCGCAGCUGUGGCAAAAAGAAGGCGCGUGGGGCGUUUGGAAGGGCACCAAUGCCUCCUUUCUCUACACAGUGGUGCAGUCGCUUCUAGAGAACUGGUCGCGGAGUCUGCUCUGCGCCCUUUUCAACGUGCCGGACCUGGGUCUGAAGGACGACGUCGACCGUCUGAUCGACGUUGCCUCGCCCUACCCCUGGGCGUCUCUCUUUGUGGCUGCCGCCGCCGCCGUUGCCACCGGCCUCAUCCUGUCGCCGCUCGACCUCGUGCGCACGCGCCUCAUCAUCACACCCACCAGCCGCCAGCCGCGGCGCGCCUUGUCCCUCCUGCGCAGCCUGCCCUCCUACGUCUGCUCGCCCGUCCUCGUGCUGCCCACCAUCCUGCACUCUCUCAUCCACCCCGUCCUCACCCUGUCGACGCCGCUCGUGCUGCGCACCCGCUUCAUGAUCGACAAGGAUGCGAGCCCCAUGGCCUUUUCUAUUGCCAAGUUUUGCUCGUCGUCCUUUGCACUGUUUGUCAAGCUGCCCAUUGAGACGGUGCUGCGCCGCGGCCAGGCCGCUCUUGUGAGCUCGCCCGAGUACGUCCGCGCCCUGGGACCUGUGUUGAAGGCAAAGGCGCCUGGCGCGGCCCUCACCAUGACCCCCAUGGAGGCCAUCUUCCCGCUCGGCGUCUACAAGGGCGUCGUCGGCACCAUGACGCACAUUGUCUGGGAGGAGGGCACAUCCGCCGUGACCACGAGCGAGUCGCCAUACAAGACAAAGGCCAACUCCAAGAGAAAGGCCAGCGGCGCCAACACCAAGGUCGCCGAGACCGUGUUCCGCCAGGGCCAGGGCGUUGAGGGCCUGUGGCGUGGCUGGAAGGUCAGCUGGUGGGGCCUUGUCGGGUUGUGGACCGCUGCUGCCGUUGGCCGUGGCGGUGACGGCGAGUUUUAG